This is a messenger RNA of Trichomonas vaginalis G3, 1551 nucleotides long. RefSeq lists its product as uncharacterized. Lineage: Eukaryota; Parabasalia; Trichomonadida; Trichomonadidae. The record is from RefSeq and is a predicted model, not a curated record. Bases 1 to 1551 code for a protein of 516 amino acids. The transcript has a single exon.
AUGAAUGGAUCCUCAUCUGAGCCUGCCCCUCUCGAUAUAGGAGAUAUGGUUCAAAAUCUUAGAGAAAAGAAUACAGAGCUUCAUCAAAAGAUUAUCGCAAAGAAAGAAGUUAUUAAUAAACAGCGGAAAAAGCAACGUGCGAUGGCUCGUGCAAAUUGGUAUUCUAUGAUGUUGUAUGCUCGAAAAAGAGUAUUGCUUCGAGAAUCUGCAUCAUAUCAAAAUAAAAAAAAUGAAAAACUUGAUGUUUUUACAACAGCUGCAGUUCAAAAACUUGCUAGUGUUUUAAGAUUUAAGGCAGCAACAAAAGUAUUUGAAGAAACUACGCAAAAAUUCUUUGAACCAAUUCGAAUUUAUUCAUCUCCUCCUUCAGUUCCAAUAGUUGAAGAAGCUGUUGACGAUGCAAGUAUCAGGUUCAUGUCUAGACUAUCAUUUGCUCCAUCAUUAAAUCUUAUUGCUCCUCAGAUGGUAAAUUCAAUUAAAAAUGUCGAUACAUACGAAAACUUACGCCCAUCUCCAGCAGAUAUAGAAUACCGUACUAAUUUAAUUAUUGAUGAUGUUGUAUCUCAUAUUGAAGCCGAUCCAAUUGUUCCAUCUUUAUCAGAUAUUACUCAACCACUUGAAAGAUUCUCACAAGAUACAAUGAUAUUGAAUCCAAUCAACGAUAUUAAUAUUAUUGUCUCUCAGGCAUCAUUAAUGGCUGUUCUCCAAACCCCAAUUGCAGCAGCUGUUCCUGUUGUUGCCAAAGAAGUACGUAAACCAUUCAGAAGUGCAAUGAGAAUGGCCUAUCCUCGCUGGGAUCUUGAAGAUCCACUCGAUAUUCAAAGAGAUCAAACGUGGGAUGAAACUAAAUUUGAUGAAGCAAUUCAAGAUGAAAUUAAUAAGGAUAUUUUACUUGAAAGUCAAAAGGCUUCUAAGAUGCAACGCUCCAGUCCCACGAAGGUCCCAACUUCUCCUCGUCAUAACGUUGAAUCAAAUCUUAUCUCAAGAGAUCUUGAUUUCCAACCAGAAAACGAGAUAACAACCCAAGACCUCCCAACUGUAGGUAAGAGUGGCCUCAAACCUAAACAAUUCCACUUUGAUUUGUCGUCAAUUCUUCCUGGUCUUGACGACGGACUUUACAAGAUGAUCCAGCCUAUCCCUGAGCUCGUUAUUCAUACAAGAUUCUUCUCGAGAUCGAUGUUUGAAGAAGAAAUGAACAAACCAGUUAAUUAUUACGCAGAUUUGGUAGCUAACGAUCCAAGCCAGACAGUUCCUGCCCAGUCCUUAGACUUUAUUGACGAAGAAAUCGAUAAGAGUCUUUACGAUUUACUUGCAUCCGGAACUGGUAUGAACGAAGUCGCAGAUAAACUGAUUGACUUUGGCAUGCAAGCCGCUGAGAAGGCCCUUGCAACAAAUCUUGCGGGAAUUACUUACGGAAAUGUUCAUAUUGCUCUUCCAUACUUAUUAGGUGCGGCUCAAAUCAAAAUGCAUAAUAUCGAUGAUGACAAACCACUCCUUAUACCUCCAGAAAAGAAAGCUACGGCAAAUCCUGUUUAUAUUACUCCAGAAUAA